UAUCUAUGGCAGUUUUUUCUAACAAAAAUAGAAAUUUUAAUUAAGUAUAGUAGGUGGAUUGGGUCUGCUACCAUUCAAAGUGCGAUAGACUGAAUAUGGGAAUUUUCGAAAAACUACAAGAUUUCGCUUCAAAAGCGUUCGGCCAUGAUAUUACGUCCAAUAGGGUACCAGGGAUAAACCAAACAACGGCCAACAUUACCAAACCGGGCAUAAGAGUCGACGACGGUGAACCAUUUAAUAUAAGAGAUUUUCAGGUGCCCUAUGAGGACGACGACGACAUUGAAGAUAAUCAAACUAAUAUCCAGAAUGUAGUGGCCCAACUUAUAGACAGCAUAAAAGAUCAACAGGCUGAUUCGACGGCAUUGGAUGAAUACGACGGGGAUAAUCCGUACGUAGCCACGUUCGAGGUUCCAGUGAAUAAAUCACACGGUAACUUGCUUGUGGAGAUUAUACAAGAUUCGGCUGGCGAGACAAUCAAUUUCUUCCAAGAAGUGAAUGCCACUGAUACAGAAAGCAACGCAACGCCGUUGAAUAAUAUCGCCCAAAAAAUCAACGCCACUACCCAAGAACUGUUAAAAAAAGAAGCAGCUGGAAAACCUAACGGUGGCUUUUCCUCUAUCCAUAUCGUUUCCAUCCUUAUAGUAAUGAUACUAGUUGGUUUGAUGGUCGGGGGAAUUGUGUGGAAGAAAAAGCGCAACGGAAACGCGAUACAUCGCAACAGCGGCGACUACAACGUGUCUCAAUUUGGAAAAAAUUUAAACAAUGCAGAACACCACCAAAACCAGAAAAAUAUUUUACCUUAAGAAUACUGAUAAGAUACUGAUAUUAAGUGCAACAUGGGUAACGGGAAAAUUUUUGGUUUGCUUUGGGUGGGGAAUAUUUUACAAAUAUUGGAAUAAUAAAUAAGGUGAAAUUAUUACAUUAAAUGGGAAUAUUUUGUAACAUAACGAGAAAUAAAUAAAUACAUAUUUAAAUUUU
Messenger RNA from Cylas formicarius (sweet potato weevil), 978 nucleotides. RefSeq lists its product as uncharacterized. Lineage: Eukaryota; Metazoa; Arthropoda; Insecta; Coleoptera; Brentidae. The coding region runs from base 96 to 803 and encodes 235 amino acids. The record is from RefSeq and is a predicted model, not a curated record. The transcript has 2 exons.